Messenger RNA from Schistosoma margrebowiei, 518 nucleotides. Lineage: Eukaryota; Metazoa; Platyhelminthes; Trematoda; Strigeidida; Schistosomatidae. The record is from the annotation of a GenBank genome assembly.
UUUAAAUGGGUGACCCCGAACGCCACAAACUUUAAAUUUACCUGGGCAUGGCUGAACAGCGAGAAAACGCAUUUCAAAAGCAAGAAGUGAAAGGCAAGAAAGGUGGAAGGUAUUACAAGAGCAUAGGCCUUGGCUUCAAAACUCCAAAAGAGGCUAUAUUCGGUAAUUACAUUGACAAGAAGUGUCCCUUCACUGGAAAUGUACGUAUCCGUGGUCGAAUCCUCACGGGUGUUGUGCGUAAAACUAAGAUGAACCGGACUAUUGUUAUUCGCCGUGACUACCUUAAGUACGUGAAAAAGUACAACCGAUAUGAGAAGCGACAUAAGAAUAUGUCUGUACAUAUAUCUCCUUGCUUCAGAGAUGUGGAUAUUGGAGAUGUCGUAACUGUUGGUGAGUGUAGACCCCUGAGUAAGACAGUAUCAUUCAAUGUCAUCAAAGUUUCAAAAGCCGCUGGUUCAAAGUACAAAAAGGCAUUCCAAAAGUUUUAAUGUCUGAAAUAAACGUAUAGGUUUACCGCA